Molecule: messenger RNA, 1011 nt
Organism: Plasmodium falciparum 3D7
Lineage: Eukaryota; Apicomplexa; Aconoidasida; Haemosporida; Plasmodiidae
Product: putative WD repeat-containing protein
Biological process (GO): RNA metabolic process
Cellular component (GO): nucleus
Source: RefSeq, a predicted model, not a curated record
AUGGAUGAUGAAGUUGUCAUUGAUUCCAACCUCAUGAAAAAGUUUGAAAUAUGUGCCAAUUUUAAUAAUGAAGGAUAUAUAACAAGCAUAGAUUUAUUAAAUAAUAUAAUAGCUACUACGAAUACAAAGAAUAUAAUAAAAAUAUAUGAUAUAUGUGAGAGGAAAGAAAAGUUAACAUAUAGUGUUCAAGAUUUAGUAAUAAACGAUAUUAAAUUAUUAAAGAAAGAUUUGAAAGAAAAUAAUGGGUUAUCCAUAAAUUAUGAAAUACAAGAAUGUUUGUUUACAGCAUAUGAAAAAAACAAAAAAAACAAAAUAUAUCAUUAUGAUUUAAUAAAUAAAAAAGUAUUACAUAUAUAUGACUUAUCUGAUGAAAUAAUUAAUAAUAGUUUUGUGUUACAUCCAAAUACUCAUAUAUUUAUUGUUGUAUUAAAAAGUAAAGAAUUAAUUGUAUAUAAUAUAAAAAAUAAAUCUAUAAUAUAUAAGACAAACGUUCAAAAUAAUAAUUGUAUAGUCUGUUAUAAUAAAUCAGGUAUAUUAUAUGGUUAUACAGGUAAUGUAAAUACAAUUUAUUUAUGUAGUUGUUUUGGUGAUGAUUAUAAUGAUGAUUAUUUUGCAAGCUUUGAUAUAUCCAAGGUAACAGCAAAUGAUAAUUAUUGUAUACACAUUGAUUUUUCUUAUGAUGAAAAAAAAAUGCUUAUAACUACAAAAAAUAAUUCCAUAUAUACAUUGGAUGCAUAUACAGGGCAUUUUUUAUAUUCAUAUAAUUUUAUGUAUGAAAACAAUUCUUACAUAUCUUCUUAUUUAUCUUAUCCCAUUUUUUCGUUCGACUCAAAUUUUGUAUUAUCGGGUGGACAAGAUGGCCAUCUGCAUAUAUGGGAUGUACAAGGAAAUCAUGUGAUCAAAAAUAACAUAAAAAAUAAUAUUUUAUAUAUUAAGUGGGUUUAUAACAGGCUGGCAUUUGUAACAACUAGCAACAAUCUAUUAAUUUGGAAGCCGUCCAAAAACUUUUGA